CUACUCUUUCAUUAGAGAAUUUGUAAGACAUACAUGUGUAUGGGUUCUAUUUACAGGUUUUAACAUAGCUAACAACAAAAAAGAGCCGGUGCAACGAAGCCAGUUUGCAAAGUGUGCUAAGUGUUACCCAAUAAAUACACAGAGAGCUUUUCUUGAAAUGGCAUCUUAUAAAAGAAUUAUGGUAAACACAUCCUUACCAUUCAAAUGGAAUCCAACAACUUUUGAUAAAGAAACAACACUGAAUCACACUUAUAGUGAAUUUCGGUAUUCAAUGUCGCCGUUAACGGUACAACCUCUUCAGAAAUUUUGGAACGAAACUCAGAACUUCUCUGCUGAACAUAAUUACGAUGGAUAUUAUAACAAGGAUGCCACAGUAUCAUUAAAAUUCUUUUUGAUCGAUUCCAGAAGGAUUGAUUUGACAUCGGAAAGAUUUCAAAAAUCUAUCGUAGGGCUGUCACUGAUACUUGGAUUGUUGGGUUUCCUAGGAAAUGUUGUUACCAUCAGCAAAAUUUUGUGCGAUAAAAAGCUUCAUACUCCUACAUAUGUUGCCAUUGGGUGCCUUGCUUUUCCAGAUACUCUCAAUAUCGUCACUUUGUAUCUGACUAAAUUUUCUAACCUAGCUUUAUAUGCUGCACAAAAAUAUGUUUUUUUCGGAAGUAUUUUCGAGUUCAUAACUGUUAAUUUCCUAUUUGAAACGAUUGCUUAUAGUUCUAGUUCACACAUUAUAUUCCUAUCUAUUAUCAGAUAUUUAUUGACUGUCCAUCCUUUACGAAGCAAAGUAAGAAUCACUGCGUCAUUUGUAAUGUGUUGUUCUGUUGUGGUUUGGAUUCUUUGUUUAGUACCUUCGACGUUAACUCUUUUAAUGAUAUUAUGGUCUGGUAGAUAUUCAAUUGAUAAAAUGAGAAUAACCUCAAUCCCAUUUGUACUUAUGCGUGUUGCUUUAUGUGGAUUAAUUCCGAUCUGUGUAAUCAUUGCUUUACAUUUACUGAAGAUGAAAGCCCUUAGAAAAUCUUCUGUCACAAACAGCAUCAGUAAAAGAAUGGAUGUUAUAAUUUCCAUAAUAUUAUCAGUUUUUAUCUGCUAUCAAAUCUCAAAAUUACUAUUCUCCGUUGUUGCAUUAUCUUUACUUUUUUCAAUGGAAAACAGUCCGUUUUCUAUAACCCAUCAUGCAUACACAUUUGACAUUGCUGUCCUCUUUGGUUUCCUGAAUUUUUCUUGUUAUCCCUAUAUACUCUUUUUAUCUUCAAUGAUCCUUACAUACAAUAAAAGUAGUCAAACAAAGAAACCGUAGUUCUUUACACAAAUUACGCUCAAACCGAGAUUUGACCGAGAUAUCCAAGGAUUCGAGAUAUCUAAGGAAGAAUACUUAAAGAAAAGGACUUUGGGACUUCCAAAAUCCCCUCGACAUAUCCAUGGUAUUCGACUUAUCCCGUGUUUGAGAUACCGAAGUUCAACUGUAGUUCCGUUGGAUUGUAAAACGUGUCAUUUUAUAACUAUAAUAAAUCUGCUUUAUUAUUCAGCAAAAACUUGAAUAAUACUUCAGAUGCCACCUGCAGAAAGAUAUUUUAUUUAUCUAAUGUUAUUGAUAUAUUGAUAUUGCUUCUGCCUAAUAAACAAUGAUUUUUGAA
Saccostrea echinata is the source of this 1628-nucleotide messenger RNA. RefSeq names its product type-1 angiotensin II receptor-like. Gene Ontology annotation, biological process: G protein-coupled receptor signaling pathway. The coding region runs from base 158 to 1291 and encodes 377 amino acids. The record is from RefSeq and is a predicted model, not a curated record. The transcript is spliced from 2 exons. Gene Ontology annotation, molecular function: G protein-coupled receptor activity. Gene Ontology annotation, cellular component: membrane. NCBI's taxonomy places the organism in Eukaryota, Metazoa, Mollusca, Bivalvia, Ostreida, Ostreidae.